Messenger RNA from Strongylocentrotus purpuratus (purple sea urchin), 1283 nucleotides. RefSeq lists its product as uncharacterized. The transcript has 3 exons. Gene Ontology annotation, molecular function: monocarboxylic acid transmembrane transporter activity. The record is from RefSeq and is a predicted model, not a curated record. Bases 58 to 1170 code for a protein of 370 amino acids. Lineage: Eukaryota; Metazoa; Echinodermata; Echinoidea; Camarodonta; Strongylocentrotidae.
UUCAAAAACUCAGUUACUGUAGGAGUCUGUCUCGCUUUAUCAGGUGUUGGCUUGUCAAUGACCUACAUGCCAACAGUGAUUGCACUGAAUGAUUUCUUCAGAGAAAAAUUCGUUUUGAUGAACACAAUCACGUUGUACGGCUACACCACUGGAUCCAUGCUGCUCCCUAUUAUAAUGGAACGGUCAUUCGAAGCAUAUGGCUAUGUAGGGGCUUUUAUUAUCCUUGGCGGUAUUGCUUUUAACCUUUUCGCGUGCGGUGCAACGAUAUGCAAAGCACCAAGAAACGCAGCUACAAAUGAAGGCAGAAGUGAUAAUGAAGUAAAAGAGAAACAGAAGUGUCUCUCUAAAGGAGAGCCUUCAAUGCAAACAGAAGGCAUCUGUUAUCGCGAGGAGGAGGAGGAAGUGGAAAGAGAGGAGGAUAAGGAGGAAGAUGAUAGUGAAGAGUGCGUCUUAGAGAAAAGGCGUUUGAUUCAAAACGAGAGACGUAACACCAGUACACAGGAAACAUCCCCGAAUGCGCGCUCAUCUUGGACAAGCUCCGCCUUUCAAACCGGCAAACGGUUCUGUGGAAUAUUAAACGAACCACUCUAUCUUUUCACCAUCCCGAUUAAUUUCUUGUGCCUUUUCUCCAUGUAUUCGUGGAUGCUGUUUCUGGUCCCCCACGCUGAACACCUGGGAAUCCCUCCUUCCAAAGCUAUCUUCCUCUCCACAAUUGGCGGCAUAGGUGGCAUCAUCGGUCGGACCAUCUUCAUCAUCCUCGUCGGCAAAGGCAUCAAUGUUUAUGUCGUCUACAUCGCCAUAGGUCUCAUCGGCACGGCAUCAUUUCUGCUGGACUUCAUCAGUUCUGCUUACGCGGUGCGUGCUACCUUGGCUUUUGUCCAGGGUUUCUCCUUCUUCAUCGAGGAUGCUAUUAUGUCCAGUUUAUUCAAAGAUGCAGUCUUUGACAAUCGGAAUUUUAACAUGGCCGUGGCUCUCGGUUUAUUCGCGGGAGGACUGGGGGCGACAUGUGCAGGAACAAUUUCAGGUUAUCUGUUUGAUGUCACCCAGUCAUUCACGAUGGUGUUCAUCAUCGUCGGCUUCAUUCACGCCAUCAUGGUCGUUCAUCUCUUCAUCAUAGCGAUCCUCAUCAAGAGACGACGACAAGAUGUCAGCUCUGAUUUUGACCAUUGAGGUUUUAGAGGAGGAGUCAGAAACUUCUACCUAUCCUCCUUCCUUUUAAAAUAAAUAAAGGAGGUGCCCUUAACAAGUUGAUACCGAACAACCGAUUAAUAUAAUAAUAACUA